Eriocheir sinensis (Chinese mitten crab) is the source of this 5758-nucleotide messenger RNA. Its product is annotated as serine-rich adhesin for platelets-like. The record is from RefSeq and is a predicted model, not a curated record. Lineage: Eukaryota; Metazoa; Arthropoda; Malacostraca; Decapoda; Varunidae. The transcript has 4 exons. Bases 1 to 5184 code for a protein of 1727 amino acids.
AUGGACCACCCCUCUAAAACACUCCAGGAGAAGAACUUGGAGGAAAUCACCGCUGCCUUACUGGACGAAAAGUACCUGGUUAAUGGCUUCGGCGUGGCCAGCAGUCAGUGGGAGGCCGGCAAGCUGGCCAAGGUGUACCAGCGGCUCCUCAGUGUGCACAGCGAUAUCUUUGACUUCGAGGACGAGGCGGCGCCGCUGUCCCGCCACCUCGCGCACGUCUGCAAGUGCCUCAGACUCCUGGGGAUUGGCUACCUGGCGCCAAAGCUGCAGGACCUGACGGACAAGUCACGGGCGCUGCGGAUCAUUUCGGCGCUCGAUGACAAGAUAUCCGCUAAGUACAAGUCCCACAUGGCAGCACGCAGGGUCCGAAUGGUCAUGAAGAAGGAAGAUCAGAAGUCACGUCUGAAGCCACGCCCGGCCACAGCCCAGGAAGAGACCGUUGUCCCUGAGCGUGUCAAGGCCAGCCACCCGGACACGCCUGACUCCCAGAAGUACAUGAUUCCUUCAGGCCGGCAGCUGCAAAGGACUCCAGUGGGUCAAGAAAAGCACAAACCUAGCCAACCUGCCAUAUGUGGAUAUGAAAGCCUUACCUGCAUCACCAGUAACAGUGAGGCUGACACUGCCAUUCCCAGCAUUGACAAAAGAGCCACCUCCACCUCCAGUAAUGAGGAAAGUACUGACGGAAGCCCCGCCUCUCCCAGCAUGGCCAAGAGUUUACGCCCCCCCUCUCUUACCAGAAAUAAUGAAAACCAAUAUGCCAUCACCAGCCAAGAUAGAACCCAAGCCCCUAUCACCAUUAACAGUGGUAUUGUGGCUCCCAUCACCAGCAACAAUGAUAGGGUGGCUCCCAUCACCAGCAACAAUGAUAGGGUGGCUCCCAUCACCAGCAACAAUGAUAAGGUGAGCCCCGCCACCAGUAACAAUGAUAAGGUGAGCCCUGCCACCAGUAACAAUGAUAAGGUGAGCCCCGCCACCAGUAACAAUGAUAAGGUGAGCCCCGCCACCAGUAACAAUGAUAAGGUGAGCCCCGCCACCAGUAACAAUGAUAAGGUGAGCCCCGCCACCAGUAACAAUGAUAAGGUGAGCCCCGCCACCAGUAACAAUGAUAGAGUGAGCCCUGCCACCAGUAACAAUGAUAAGGUGAGCCCCGCCACCAGUAACAAUGAUAAGGUGAGCCCCGCCACCAGUAACAAUGAUAAGGUGAGCCCCGCCACCAGUAACAAUGAUAGAGUGAGCCCUGCCACCAGUAACAAUGAUAAGGUGAGCCCCACCACCAGUAACAAUGAUAAGGUGAGCCCCACCACCAGUAACAAUGAUAGAGUGAGCCCUGCCACCAGUAACAAUGAUAAGGUGAGCCCCGCCACCAGUAACAAUGAUAGAGUGAGCCCCGCCACCAGUAACAAUGAUAGAGUGAGCCCCACCACCAGUAACAAUGAUAGAGUGAGCCCCACCACCAGUAACAAUGAUAAAGUGAGCCCUGCCACCAGUAACAAUGAUAAGGUGAGCCCCGCCACCAGUAACAAUGAUAGAGUGAGCCCUGCCACCAGUAACAAUGAUAAGGUGAGCCCCGCCACCAGUAACAAUGAUAGAGUGAGCCCCGCCACCAGUAACAAUGAUAGAGUGAGCCCUGCCACCAGUAACAAUGAUAGAGUGAGCCCUGCCACCAGUAACAAUGAUAGAGUGAGCCCCGCCGCCAGUAACAAUGAUAGAGUGAGCCCCACCACCAGUAACAAUGAUAGAGUGAGCCCUGCCACCAGUAACAAUGAUAGAGUGAGCCCCACCACCAGUAACAAUGAUAGAGUGAGCCCCACCACCAGUAACAAUGAUAGAGUGAGCCCCACCACCAGUAACAAUGAUAGAGUGAGCCCCGCCACCAGUAACAAUGAUAGAGUGAGCCCCGCCACCAGUAACAAUGAUAGAGUGAGCCCCACCACCAGUAACAAUGAUAGAGUGAGCCCCACCACCAGUAACAAUGAUAGAGUGAGCCCCACCACCAGUAACAAUGAUAGAGUGAGCCCCACCACCAGUAACAAUGAUAGAGUGAUCCCCGCCACCAGUAACAAUGAUAGAGUGAGCCCCGCCACCAGUAACAAUGAUAGAGUGAGCCCCACCACCAGUAACAAUGAUAGAGUGAUCCCCGCCACCAGUAACAAUGAUAGAGUGAGCCCCGCCACCAGUAACAAUAAGGUGUGUCCUGCCACCAGCUUUGGUACCACUAAAAGUGACAGCCCAUCCUUCACCACCAGUAGUAGUGAUGACAGCCCUGCCUUCACCAUCUCCAGUAAUGCUAGAAGCCUCAUCACUAAUAAUGAAAGUUUCAGUACCAUCAGUAACAAUGAAAGUUUUGGUACCACGAAUAGUGACAGCCCUUCAUUCACUAUUAGUAAUCAUGAAAGCCUCAUCCUUAGGAGCAACCGAAGCUCAUUGACCACAUCCUGCAAUGAGAGCCUGGAAUGUGGAGGCAGCAGCGACUCUGCUUAUCUUAUGCUUGCCAAGGAACAGUGCACUCGCAUGGGUAUGGAUCUGACUCUGCAAAAAGAUAGUGAAAUCACAUAUGUCAUAGCCACAGAUGAUAAACACACUGGCUACAACAGCCACAAGAAAGCAAAUGUUACUUUCCAAAGAGAAAAUGACAAAACCUAUUAUGUGCCCACUGAAGAUAAACUUAGUGGUUACAACAGUGACAAGGAAGCAAACAUGACACCCUCUAAAAAUGUUGAUGUUACAUAUGCUGUACCCACAACUGAUAAACAUUGUGGUUAUAGCAGUCAUGAAGAAACAACUGUGAAAUCUCGGCCAGAUGUUGAUGCCACAUACGUUGUACCUACUAACAAACCUUUUAAUGUGUCAAACUUUGGUAUGGAAAAUGAUGAGUUUUUGUUGAAUGAUACUGUUAUCAAGAUGGCUGAUGACACAUUUGUGCUGGGUAAAAUUCCAAAUGAAUCAUUGCUUUAUGCCAAUGAUCAUGAUGACAGUCUACAGAUAUUUCCAAACAAACGAAAAGCCAAUCAAAAGGCAGGUCCUCAUAGUGAGGCCAAGGAAAAGAGGGAGUGCACCUUAGAUGUUAAAUCUGCUGUGCUCGCAAAAAUCCUAAAGGAAUCUGAUAGAAAUGAGGAGAGGCAGGUUGAUGCUGAACUGCAAGCUGAGGUGUUUGGCACAUCUGUAGAGGGAGACACUUGUGGCACAACCGAAGAGAGCCUGAACUCCACAGUUCACGAAGAGGAAAACUGUAAGAAAAUGAUAAUUGAGGAGUUUGAUAAUUCAAAGAAAGAUAAUCCCACUUACACAGAAACAAGAGAUCUCAAAUCAAAUAGUGGGACAAAGAAAAGUGCUAAAAAAGAUGCCAAAAUAGAAAGCAAGAAAUGUAUUGCCACAGAUGAAGAUUCGAAGGACAUUUUAAUGAAGCAAGUGAAAAGCAGCGGUUGUCCAAAGAAAAACCGUCAGAAGAACACUGAAGUGAGCUGCUAUGAAGAGGAAGAUAAAGAAAAUAUAGAAUCAAAAGAAGUCAAGCCAAGGAGCAAACCAAAGAAAAAAACUGAAGUGAAGCCUCUUGAAGACAUUAUACAGAGAAGCAAAUGUGAAAUGAAAGCAGCAGUAAAGACAACUGAAACAGUAGAUGAGAUAAUAAAUGAUGAAAGCAAAACAAAAGGAAGAGGUACAGAAAGGAGCAGUCGAAGAACAAAAGGAAAAGAAUCUUUUGUUGAUUCUCCUGAUGACAUAUUCUUUAAGUCAAAGUUUGAUAAAGCAAAAGACGUAAAAAUAGAGACCGGAGACCUAAAAAACACAGUGGUAGAUGACAUGAAGAAUGUUGUAAAACCUAAAGGAAGAAGGAAGGCAGCUCACAAAAGGUCAUCUAGUGAUGAUGAAGCUGUAACAAAAGAUUUGAAAGCAGUUAAAGGUAUAAAAUUAGUAACUGAGGAAUUCAACAAUACAUUGACCAAAGAUGUAGAGAUUGGAUCUGUGCAAAGAAGAGGAAGAAGACAGAGGGCAGUUGUCAAGUAUUUCAGUGAUGAUGAAGUGGAAAAUGAAAGUAUCAAAGCAGCUGAUGUGAAAUUAUACACCCAAGAGCUUAAAGAUACUGAAAAUACAAUGACACUCACCCAUGAUGCUGAGAAGAAAGGUGUGAAAUCAAGAGGAAGGAGACAGAAAAUAAUCCACAAGAAGUUUUCAAGCUCUAAUGAAACAGAAACAGAUGCCACAAUGAAUACCACAACAGCUGAGAGUUUGAAAUUUAGGACUGAGGGGCCUCAAAAUACAGUGACUUGUGACAUACAGAUGAAGAGUGUGAAAUCCAAAGCAAGGAGGCAGAGGGCAAACCACAAGAAGUCCAGUGACGAUGAAGCAGAACUGAAUGACACAAAGAUGAGUGUAACAGCAGCUGAAGGUAUAAAGUUAGACACUGGGGGCUUUGAAAGUGUGAUAAUACAUGGCAUCAAGAAGAAAACUGUGAAAUCUAAAGGAAGGCAGAGGGCAAUCCUCAAGAAGUCUCCCAGUGAUGCUGAAACAGAACUGGAUGACACAAAGAUGAGUGUCAAAGCAGUUAAUGGUGGGAAAAUAGAUACUGCACAGCUUGAAAGUACAAUAGCAGAUGACACAGAAAAUAAAUCUAUAAAAUCAAAAGGGAGGAAAGGGAGGGCUAUUCACAAAAAAAUCCCCACUGACUAUGAAACAGAAAUGAAUGACAUCAAGAUGAGUGUGGCAGCUGCUCAAGAUGUAAAAUCACACACUGAGGAGUUUGAAUGUUCUGUAGCUCAUGACAGUGGAAAGAAAUCUGUAAAAUCAAAAGGGAGGAAACAGAGGGCUGUCCAGAAAAAACUUCCCAUUGAUGAUGAAACAAAAAUGAACGACACAAAGGUGAGUGUUGCAGCAGCUCAAGAUGUAAACUCAUGCACUGAAGAGCUUGAAUGUUCUGUGGCUCAUGACAUUAAGAAAACAGCUGUGAAAUCGAAAGGAGGACGGAGAGCAACUCGCACAAAGUUUUCAAGCGAUGAUGGAACAGAAACACAAGAUGCCAAGAUAAUUACUGCAGUCAAGAGUGAAAAUGAUGAGACUAAAGUGACGGGCAGGAAGGGCAAGGGGAAGAGUGAGGAGAAUGAGGAGCCACAUGUAGCUUCAAGAGGACGUAGAUGUAAAUCCAAGGCCAUAGAAGCAAUGAAAGCCAUGUUAGAUGAUUCUUAUUCCUGAAUCAUUGUAGUGCCUUUUUUGUGCUUUUAUAAGACUUAUUUUAUAAUGGUCGUCUUAGUGUUUUAUUUAUAGCUGGCUGCUGUAGUCUGCGCUAGGCUCUCCACGUAAAGCAAUGUUCAGCCCAUGGGAACAGCUGCCUUGCCAUGCAUCAUGACACUGUUCCUUAAGGCUAUUUUAAAAUAUGCUCUGCUGAUACUGUAUUUUUGCUGACUUGGGAAAAGAAUGUAAUCUAGUUAUUUAUUUUUCAUUGGCAUAAUUGAUUGAUAAUUACCAAAAACCUAAUACUGCAGCUGUACACUAUAGUGUAUGCUCCCACCUUUACCUUUUACCACUAUGAUGUACUAAGCAGGUUAGGGUGAGAGGAUUGAAGCUUUUGCCAUGUAAUGAACCUUGUUGUGCUGUCGCUGGCAUGGAUUACAGGCAUGAGUGAAUGUUUACUGAAUAGAUGUAUUGUCAGUCAUGGGAAAGUAGUAUCAAAAGAAUAUUUGCUUUUUAUGUGUAUUUUAUUGUAAAUAGUGAAUCAAUGGGAUUUUUUUCAAUAAAGAUUAAGUAAAAAUUUGUUUUCAAAUACCUU